UCAUCGCCUGUCGAUCCCACCUCCAGUUUCUCCCCAGAAUAAACGGACAAUAUCGACGUCUGGCGACCGUUAACCGGAGGAUUUACCGCCAUUUUGGGGGCUCUCACUCCGUCUUAUUUACUUCCAGCUGCCUACGUUGUUAAAUUUACAUAGGGUAUAGUUCGUUUUUCCCACCAACCGAAGUGAUGUCUGUCGCGGGGUUGAAGAAGCAAUUCCAUAAAGCCACUCAGAAAGUCAGCGAGAAGGUUGGAGGAGCCGAAGGGACCAAGCUAGACGAUGACUUCAAAGAAAUGGAAAAGAAGGUGGACGUCACCAGCAGAGCAGUGCUGGACAUCAUGACCAAAACCAUAGAGUACCUACAACCCAAUCCAGCAUCCAGAGCCAAGCUGAGUAUGAUCAACACCAUGUCAAAGAUCCGCGGCCAGGACAAGGGACCUGGUUACCCACAGGCAGAGUCCAUCCUGGGGGACGCCAUGUUGAAGUUUGGACGGGAGUUAGGGGAGGAGUCCUGCUUCGGUUUGGCGUUGAUUGAUGCCAGCGAGGCGAUGAAGGAGCUUGGGGAGGUGAAAGACGCUCUGGACAUGGAGGUCAAACAGAACUUCAUCGACCCGCUGCAGAACCUCCACGACAAAGACCUCAAAGAGAUCCAGCAUCAUUUAAAGAAGAUGGAGGGCCGCCGUCUGGACUUUGACUACAAGAAGAAGCGUCAAGGGAAAGUCCAGGAUGACGAGAUCAAACAGGCGUUGGAGAAGUUCGACGAGAGCAAAGAGAUCGCAGAGCAGAGCAUGUUCAACCUGCUGGAGAGUGAUAUUGAGCAGGUGAGCCAGCUGGCAGCGUUGGUUCAAGCACAGUUGGAAUACCACAGCCGCUCUGCAGAAAUCCUCCAACAGCUCUCCAGCAAGAUGGAAGACAGGAUAAAAGAAGUGUCCAGUAAACCGAGGAAGGAAUACGCUCCCAAACCCAGAAUGACCCUGGAGCUGCUGCCCCCCAGUGAGAGUCACAACGGGGGGAUACACUCUGCCAAAUCACCUGGAAGAUCACCAGCACCCAUGGACCAGCCCUGCUGCCGAGCACUCUACGACUUUGAACCAGAGAACGAAGGUGAGUUGGGCUUUAAAGAAGGCGACGUCAUCACCCUUACAAACCAGAUCGACGACAACUGGUACGAAGGCAUGAUCAACGGCCAGUCGGGCUUCUUCCCGAUCAACUACGUGGAUAUCCUGGUGCCACUUCCUCAUUAGGGUACCGCCAAUGACCUGACCCUUCCCCCCGACCAAUCAAGACAUCCUGAUAAACAGCCUGUAUUUGCGUAAACAACAAACCACGCCCUUCUUCUACUUCUUCUUCUGUGCUUCUGUGCGAUUCCGCUUUCACAAAUGGACUGAAACGACUGCGACGGAGACAGAGACGGUGGAUACGACGGGGCGGUGGGACAGGGAUCCUAGGAGAUGAGGAUUUAUGUGUGAAAGAUGCAGAAGAGAUGAGUGGAAAGAGAAGAGAAGACGAAGAGAUGGUGAUCUUUUGCAGCACAGUACUCACUCUGUACUGCUCCGCUCGACCAGGCAGCGCUGGAUCCAAAUGAGGCUUUGGAGACUUACGAAUAAGGCACGGUGUAUAUGUACGUGCAUGUUUGUGUCUGUAUGUGCGUUUCAACCUGUUCUUACUCUACUAUGAUCAAGCCAGCACAAAUUCCUGCUUGUCAGUUAAACUGCCUGACAGCUUCUUCAGUUCCUCGCUGUCUCUCUCUGAAAUACUGCUGUCUUUUCUACCUUGACAUGCCUUCAGUUCUCUUCUUCAGCUCUGCUCUUUCUUUCUUUGUUCCUUUGCUAGCACUGCCUUUUCGCAUGGCUCAGUAAUGUAUACAGACCUCCAACCCAUGAUCCAGAGCUACAGCGGGUCCUCAGACCCUGCUGUUUUUGUUGAAUAGUACUUUUUUAACACUCUCUCUCACCGUCUGCAUUGAAUCUCCACUUGGUGGCUGUAUGCAUGAACCAGCCCAAUCAGAAACUGGAGUGAUGAAACUCCUGUGAAAUGUACUUGUCAGAGGUGCAUCUUUGGAAGGAAGCAGUAACUGCAAUAAGUAGAUUUUCCAGGAUGAAGAAGGGUGCCCAUCGAUCUUAUGGUGGGGAUAUCAGCAGGUUUUGCACCAUUGAUCUACCAGACAGCAGCGAUACGCUAACACAACCAGCAGUAAUCUUGACCAGAACUUUAAAUGGGUCGGCAAACAUGGGUUUAACAGUGUGCUUAGAGGGAAAACAUGCUUGUUUUUUCUCUCUAUACUCUUCUAAGUUACCGCAUCACAGUGUUUUUACAUGUACCAUGUGGAGUAGAUGCUUGUCAUUUUGUCUUAAUUGUGGCUUUUGCAUGUAAGACUGCUUGAUUAGCUGUAGCUGUUCUAAAGUUCCUGUUUUGAAGCUUUUUACCGGUGUCACAAAAGGUGACUGACAUACCACAUCAUUUCCCAGUUUCCUUAACUCCACCAAACAUCAUAUGAGUCAAAUACACGCAGUAGUGGAAGCAUUGCAUACCUGUGAGAACAUGUUUGGAUUUACAGAAGUUUCAGGUUGAAUUCAGUCGUAGUAACUUGGAUCUCUUGUCCUUGGCUCACUCUGAAAACAAUCCAUGUGGAGACCAAUUAAGGCAGGUCCUCCUGACCCUGAAAAACAUCCUUGUAGAACCCAAAAUGCAUGCAAGAACCCUUGAAAUGAAGUAAUUACCACAGGGUUCUGCACCAUUUAGAAUCUUCUCCUUAUUCUUUCAUGAAAAGUUCAUGGGUUGACUGUUGAGGUUGAGGUUGAGGUUUCCUUGGAGGCCUAGUAAAAUUCUGAAACGCUGUUUAGAAGUAGGAAACUUUUGAAUGUUACUUUGGUGACAUGUUGGAAUGUGUAAGAAUAUAUCUGAACAGUGGAAACAUAAUUUUGGUUUCCCAUGUAUGAAAUGUGCUUUCCUUUUACCUCAGAGGUCAGAUGUCAGAGCUGGGAAUGGUAUCCCACCUAGGUUGACUGUAAUCCACUUUAAAGAUCUUCCAAGUUUUCAAGUUGGAAUUCUAACUUCAUGGGGGCUACAAUGGAAAGCAACACUAGGUACACCCUAAUAUUCUUGAACCCUCACUGCAUUCUGAAACCCUCAAUACAGUCUAGAAACCUUGAUACAUCCUAGAACAAUUCAUACCCUUGACAAAUUCUAAAACCCUAGAUAUAUUCUGGAACCCUCAAUACACUGUAAAGACCUCAAAACAAUAUGAAACCUUGAUUUUACACUAGAACCCAUAAUACAUUCUCGAACACUUAACAGUAGAACCAUUAAUUUAUCCAAGAAUCCCAAAUUGAUCCUUAAACCUUUGAUUCUUCCUAAAGCUUUUUAAUACAUUCGUAAUUCCCUGAUACACUCUGCAACCCUUCAAACAUUCAAGAGCAGUUAAUACUUCCAAAAACUCUAAGUCAAUUCUAGAACAGUCAGUACAUUCUAGAACCCUUGAUUCAUCCCAGAACCCUGAGUACAUUAUAGAAUACUGAGGACAUUCCAGAACCAUUGAUACAUUCCAAAGCCUUCAGUGCAUCCCAGAACCCUUAACACUUUCUUGAACCUUCAGUCCAUCCUAGAACCUGCAGUGCAUUCUAGAACCCAUGAUACAUUCUAGAACACUUAGUGAAGUCUAGAACCAUUAAUACAUUCUUGAAACCUUGAUACAUUUUAGAACAAUCAGAUAUUCUAGGACCACAGUAACCCAAAACCCUUGAUAAACCAAGUCAGUUCAAGAACUAUCCACACAUUCCAGAACCCUUGCUUUAUCCUGAGAGCCUCAGUACAUUCUAGAAACAUUGAAACAUUCUAGAACCCUUAAAAAAUUCCAGGAUCCUGGAUACAUUCCAGAACUCUUGAUGCAUUAUAGAACCCAAGAACCCUGACUACAUUCCAGAGCAUUUAGUCAGUUCAAACAAACACUGAUACAUUCUUUAACCCCCGAUACAGUCUGGAAACUUAAAUAUAUUCUUGAACAAUCGGUUUAUCUAGAACCUCAUUGCAUCCCAGAAUCCUUGUUAAACUAAGUUCAGUAACUGUCAACACAUUCUGGCAACCUUGUUUUAUCCAUGGAGCCUCAGUACAUUCUAGAACCAUUGAAACAUUCUGGAACCCUUAAUUAAUUCCAGGAUCCUGGAUACAUUCUCAAACCCUUGAUACAUACUAGAACCCUUGAUACAUUUUAGAACAAUCAGAUAUUCUAGAAACCCAGCAACCAAAAAUCCUUGAUAAACCAAGUCAGUUCAAGAACUGUCAAUACAUUCUAGAAUCCUCGAUUUAUCCUGAAAGCCUCAGUACAGAAUGUGACCUAUCAACACAUUCUGGCAACCUUGUUUUAUCCGUGGAGCCUCAGUACAUUCUAGUACUAUGGAUAUGUUCUAGAGUCAUUAAAACACUCUAGAACCCUCAAUACACAAUAAUACCCUCAACCAUUCAUGAACCAGCAACACAUUCUUGAACCUUCGAAACAUUCUGGAACCCUGGAUAAAUGCUUGACCAACUGAUACAUCCAGAACCUUUAUACACUGUGCAGUCCUUGACAAACUCCAGAGCAGUUAAUACAUUCUGCAACCCUCUGUAAAUUCUAGAACCCUCAAUGCUUUCCAAACACUCAGGUCAUUCUAGGGCCUUGGAUUCAUUCUAGACCCAUGGGUACUUUCUAAUAACGUGGAUAAAUUCCUAGAUAUAUUGCAGAAGCCCCAAUACACUGUUGAACUCUCAGGACAUUCUAGAGUUUUUGAUAAGUUCUAGAACCUUCGAUAACGCUUCAUUCCCACAGGAACUGGACCACUUUGGAGUCCCUUAUUUGGGGUUUAUCUUGAGCUAUUAUUAUAUGAAGGUUUGAGUUCCAGACAGUAUCUGUUGGGUUUGUAAGCGGUUGUCAUUGGUGGUAACAGUCGGCCGUGCCAGUUCCCUUGUGUGUAUUACAGACCACCAAAGUUCUACCAACUUGAAUAUGUGUAUCAGCAGUGUUCAUUAGAGGCAGUAGGGGGAGUCUUCUUUUUAAAGACCCUAAACGUCCAUUAUCUGUUGUUCUUUAUUAUCCAUAUGUCCUUCAGCCAAUACAUAGUGGCAACACAGUGGUAAAAACCAAAGUGUUGGGCUUUUGUCCCUGAUAGAUGCAGACCAUCUCAACAUCAGGCUACAGGAUACUAGUUUAGCUUUAGCUGUUGGCUGUAGUUAGCAUCAAGACAAGUUUACCAAGGAGUUUAUUUCUAUUAAAUUACAUACCACUGAUGAAAAGACCAAGGGUUCUUCUACCAAAGCCUCAAUUAUCGUCACAGGCAACAGCAGGAAUUUGUGCUAGCAUGGCUAAUGCUAAUGUGCCGGAUUUGGCUUACCAGCUAGCUCUUCGCUUAACAUUCCUGUAUUUCCUCCUAGUGCUGCUCAUAUUUACAAAAAAAGAGUUUGCAAACAGGCAGAUGUUUUAGUUUUGUAUUCUGAAGUUUUCUGAAUUCUUGUUUGUAAUCACAACCCACCUGGUGGUGAUGUCAAAGUGUCCAUAACAAAAUAAUAAUUGUUAUAAUAAUGUUAUGUUGUGUUGAAGGUAGGGAUAUAUGUAAAUCCAAGGGUCAGGGCUACAGCGUGGGUCAUAAUGUGCAGGUUUUUGCUGAAUAUGUUGAAUAUGUUAGUAAUAAUAUUCAAGGCCAGCAGCAGAAAGAAGACACUGAUUAUGAUAUUUGGUUGAAGGAAGGAAACUUUUGAAAACUGCAACAGAAAAAAGGAACACAGGGAUUCCAUUUUAAACAAUAUACAAAGUAUCAUUAGACAAUAAACUCUAAACAGGCAAUAAAUAUUUAUCCAACAAUAAACCAGUUCAAUAGGAGACAUAUUUAACUGUAAAAGACAUCUGUCAAGCUGUGUAACCAUUACAAUCUAUCUAAAUCUAUUAAUCUGUCUAUUUACAGAGCUUUGUCUUCUUUGCCCCAUAUAACAAGAAAACAGUCUAUCACAAACUAAAAUAACCCUGGAUAAUCGCCGCUCCCUGCUCUCUACAUUCACUAUCUCCUCUGUAGCUGUUACAGGUCGUUGUAGAAGACGGGGGUUUGAAAUAAUGCUGUGUUCAGUGUUUUUUCUUUGAUUUUCUCUGUUUCGUCUGUGUUCUGAGUCUGAAUCCUGAUUUUUUAAAAUAUUUUUGGUCCGCCUGUGGAAAGUCUGUGAGCUGCAUGCAACUGAACCGCUUCACGUCUGCAGUUUGAAAUGGUUGUGGAACAAAAAGAAAAAUUAGUCCUGCUGGCUUUUUCUCACGCUGCAGAGAGCCUGGUACUCUUCAUUUUUUAUUCAGCAGUUUUCUUUCUUUCUUUUGAAUUUGUUAGGCUAUAUUUGUAUAGCACUCCUCUUUGAAUUACAAAGUGCUUUAAGACCUUUUUGACCUUCUAAAUGAUGUUUAUUUGCACCUUAAAUGUCAGAAUUGUUUUGUUGCUCUUCUCUUUAUUUUGUGCUGAUUUGCCCUCUAUGGCGACAUGCAUUCUAACCUCAAUGAGGGACUUGUACAGUGUUACUCUUUGUUUUCCCUUUUCACCUUAAUGAGGUCUGACCUCGGCCACGUUAUCCGCCUGAGUCUCCUUUCAGUGUCGUUCUCAGACUGUCCAAUCAAACUGCAAACCAAACCAGCACACCAACGCUCCUGUCUCGGUCUUUCUCUGAAGCAAAGCAGCCCAUAACGUUAAAAUAAUCUCAUUGAUUGGUUUGGAUGCUUGCUCCGUCUUAUAACUCCUUUGAGGACAUUUUGUGGGGUUUGUAGUCAAAUAGUAUGAAAUUUCAAGGAAAGCCUUUUUCUCUCUGAUCACCAAAUGAUACUGGGGAGUCGAUAGAUAUUUUAAUGACAGCCAGUUUUAAAAACCACCAUGUCCAUCCAUUUACAUACAGCUAGUACCAACCUAUUAGCUUAGCAGAAUGUCGAGACUGGAAAAAGUGGAAUACAGCUAGCAUCUGCCCAGAUAUUAUAAAACGAAUCCACCAGCCAGAAUAAUAGUUCUUAAAAAGUGGCUUUUCUUUGUUCCCAGUAAUGUGAUGACAGAUGUGAUACCAAUGUUGUGUCUAUACAGUACACCUUAAGCUCAAACCAAUGCUGGUUAACCUAGCUUAGCAUUAAUGGAUUCAGGAACCAGCAAACCAGCCUCAUUCUACACUCUAGAACACUUCAGUCCAUUCUAGAACCAUAGAUUCAUUCUAGAACCCUUGAUACACUGUAGAACAAUAGAUGCAUUCACAAACCCACAAAACAUUCCAGAGCGUGUAGUCAAUUCAAUAAACAUUAGUAUAUUCUAGAACCCUUGAUCCACUCUGAAACCCUUAGCCCAUCCUAGAACCAUUGAUACAUUUUAGAACCAUUCGGUCUAGAACCAUCAUUACAUUCUUGGUAUCACUGACACAUCCUAACCCUGGGCACUGAGUCAAUUCUAGAACCACCAUUUCAUUUUAGAACCCUCUAGACACUCUAAAAGUCUUAAUGGAUUCUAGAACCCUUGUUGCAUUCUGAAACCCUCAAUGCAUCCUUGAACUUUUACUACGUUCUAAAACCCAUAGCAACAUUCAAUAACACUAAGUCAAUUUGAGAACCAUCAAUACGUUCUAGAACACCUGAUUCAUCCUCAGCACAUUCUAGUUCCACUGAAACAUUCAAGAACCAUUCAAACAGUCGAGAGCCCUCAUCACAUCCUGGAACCCUUGGUACAUUCCGGUACACUGAGUCACUUCUAGAACCUUCAGUUCAUUCCAGAACAAUGUGUUUCAUCAUAGAACCCUCAAUACAUUCCUGAACUGUCAAUAUUCUGAAACCCUCAAUACAUUCUGAAACCCACGAUACAGUCUUGAACAAGAUCCCUCCGCGCAUCCUGGAAUCCUCAGAACAAUCCAGAGCAUGUAGUCAUUUCUAGAACCAUCGAUACAUUGUAGAACCCUCGAUCCAUCCUGGAACCCUCAGAACAUCCUAGGUCCAUUGAAUCACUUCUAGGACCAUUCCAACAAUCUAAAACCCUCGUUACGUUCCGGAACCUGUGAUACAUUUCAGAACACUGUGUCAGUUCUAGAAUCAGCCAUUUAUUUCAGAACUCUGUCAUUCAUCCUGGAGCCCCGAGUACACUCUAGAAAUAUUAAUACAUUCUAGAACACUGAGUCAAUCUAAAACUGUCAGUUCAUUCCAGAACCCUUUGAUCCAUUCAAGAAUGCUGACUAAACUCUAGAACCAUUGAUACCCUUUGAAACCUUUGGUCUAUUCUAGAACCCUUGAUACAGUCUUGGAUGGUGUUUGAGAGAAUAGCUGAAAAUUCUGGUAAAUACAGAAAUAUAUGUAUAGAGUAAAGAAAACUAGUUUCCUGGGAGCGAUUGGAAAAGAAUGUUGGUACCACAGUAUUGUCUGUUAGGAUCAUUUUAAACCAGGGUUAGCAGAUUGUUAGCUUGGCUUAGCAUAAAAAAGGAGGAACCAGCUAGCCUUUGAGAGCCAGUGGCUCAGAUUUUAAUGUGCUGGUCAAAAAAUAGCUCUAGAUUUUCAGGAAGGAAAAGCCAUGCUAUCUUAGUCAGUGCUAGUAAAUAUUAAGCUAAGGCCCCUAGCUGGUUAGCUUAGCACUGCAUUAAGACUACAAAAAGGUACAUGGGUAGCCUUGGUGUAUGUUUAAAAUAACAAUUUUUGGGAAAUGUGCAACCAUUUUUUCUUGGUAAGAGACAAGUAGACUGAUGCCAUAGUCAUAAGAAAAUAUUAAACUAGCUAGAUUAGAUUAUCUUAGUUUGGCACAAAGUGCAAAUGGAGGAACAGCUAGGUUUUCCUUCAAAUCUGCUAACAGGCACCAUUACAGUAAAACUGUUUUUUUUUUUGUUUUUUUUUUUGUUUUUGUUUUUUUUUUGUUCUGCCAAGUUUGUUUAAUCUAUUCAGAACAUAAGUUUACAAGAAGAAAUUGUCAAUUUCUUGGCCAGUGCAAUGUGUUUUUUAAGUGACUUGAGACCAAAUCUUUUUUUUUUUUUAAUGUGAACAGGUACCUCAGAUCUCACGGUUCUAAAAAUGUCAUUUUUGUUUCUCAUGUAUUUUUUACUCCUUUUGUUGAACUGAUGCGCUGUUUUAGCUAAAUUUAGAACUGAAAAUACUGGGUACUUUUAAGCCCCAUCCACUUAUGUCGACCUGAGUUGACUCCUGCUGUAUGGGCUGCUUUGCUUCAAAGACAUAAACCACUCUCCAGUAUGAUUCAGGAUGUUCUGAUGUGGCCUUGGUCCGACCCGUGGCUGUGUUACAUGAUAUUCUAUGCCUUUAGGCUGUAUAAAAUAGCCCCUCUGCCUAUAGACCCUGGUGAGCUACAUGUGUGUAUGUGAGUAUAUACACACCUUGUUGCUAUUUAUUUAUGUAAUGUAAGUAUUUAUUUAAUUAUUUAUUUAUUUAUGCCCGCAUCCUGUUUAUUGGUUCGGCACCUGUGGCGUAUUUUUGAGGAUUGUCAAAACAUUGGUGUAUGAUGA
Messenger RNA from Cheilinus undulatus (humphead wrasse), 9465 nucleotides. RefSeq names its product endophilin-A1-like. Lineage: Eukaryota; Metazoa; Chordata; Actinopteri; Labriformes; Labridae. The record is from RefSeq and is a predicted model, not a curated record. Gene Ontology annotation, cellular component: glutamatergic synapse; cytoplasm; presynapse. The coding region runs from base 186 to 1241 and encodes 351 amino acids. The transcript has 9 exons. Gene Ontology annotation, biological process: synaptic vesicle uncoating. Gene Ontology annotation, molecular function: protein binding.